Molecule: messenger RNA, 4417 nt
Organism: Pygocentrus nattereri (red-bellied piranha)
Lineage: Eukaryota; Metazoa; Chordata; Actinopteri; Characiformes; Serrasalmidae
Gene: pals1a
Product: membrane protein, palmitoylated 5a (MAGUK p55 subfamily member 5)
Exons: 14
Coding region: 312-2366 (684 amino acids)
Biological process (GO): establishment or maintenance of epithelial cell apical/basal polarity; protein localization to plasma membrane; morphogenesis of an epithelial sheet
Cellular component (GO): plasma membrane; adherens junction
Molecular function (GO): protein binding
Source: RefSeq, a predicted model, not a curated record
GUAGAGUAACUUUCUCGCGAACUGCCCCUCUAGUCGCAGUUUACGAAAACGUCGCGAACGAAACAGGCCCCUAUAUGUUGUUGUCCGUGAAAAAGACGGCUUGUUCGAAACAUUUGAAAGCGGCUAAAAGUGAGGAUACUUUCUUUUUCUCAACGUAUAGGAGCUCCAUCUCUGGAGUUGUUAACCCAGACCUCACUGUCAUGGCAUUAUCCUUCAGGCCAUGCAGAACUCAUCCUUCCUAAGCCUCACACCUCCUUGCCCAUAGCCCUUCUAUCACAGUACUACCCGCCCACGAGGAAGGCAGUGCAAGCAUGAUUACCACCUCUCACAUGAACGGCCAUGUGAACGAUUCAGAGGAUCGGAGUGAGGGAUGCAGCGGCGAUGCAGGUGAGGCCCAGGAUGAGCUCCUGCAGUGGCACCGGGAGAUGGCUGUGGAUUGCCCAGGUGAGCUGGGUGCCCGCACUCUGCCCGUCCGGCGGAGUGCCCAGCUGGAGCGCAUCCGCCAGCAUCAGGAGGAUCGCAGGAGGAGGGAAGAGGAGGGCCGCAGCCUCCAGGAGUUGGACCUUAACUCCUCCAUGAGGUUAAAGAAGCUUGCGCAGAACCCCAAGGUGGGCAUCGAUAACCCUACCUUUGAGCCCAUUGAGGUUUCUGGGGAUGUGCUUGGACAGCUGCAAGGCUUCAACGGGGCCCCAAAAUUAUUAGAGCUGGAGGAGCUGCUGAUGUCUUUGAAGCAGGUACAGCACUGUCUGGGGGACACUCGGAGUCAGGAGGACGUGGAGCUUGUACUACAGCUUGUGCAAAAGCCAGACUUCCAGAAGGCCUUCAACAUCCACAAUGCUGUGGCACUGCAUAUGAACCGGCCAAGUCCUCCUUUUCCUCUCAUGGACUGUGCCCAAAGUCUUGCACAUGAGGUCCAGACCAUGUUGCACAAGAGUUCACAAAAGGAGGAAGCGGAGCUUAGCACCUUGCUGAAAAGCCCUCACAUGCAGGCUCUCCUGCUGGCCCAUGACAGUGUGGCAGAGCAGGAGAUGCAGCCAGAGACCCUCAGCCCUCUUGAUGGCCCAUGUGAGACCCUCACUCAGUGGGGAGGAGAGACUGUCAAGAUUGUACGCAUAGAGAAAGCCAAGGACAUCCCACUCGGAGCUACUGUGAGGAACGAUAUGGACAGUGUGAUCAUCAGUCGUAUUGUAAAAGGUGGAGCUGCAGAGAGCAGUGGGCUGCUACAUGAAGGGGAUGAGAUCUUGGAGAUCAAUGGAGUUGAGAUCCGUGGCAAAGAUGUCAAUGAAGUUUUCGAUAUUCUGGCAGAAAUGCACGGCACAUUGACCUUCAUUCUGAUCCCGAGUCCACAGACUAAACUUCCUCCCAUUAAAGAGACUGUGGUUCAUGUGAAGGCACAUUUUGACUAUGAUCCUUCUGAUGACCCAUACAUACCAUGCCGAGAACUGGGUCUCUGCUUCCAAAAGGGAGACAUACUCCACAUCAUUAGCCAGGAUGAUCCCAACUGGUGGCAAGCCUACAGAGAUGGAGAUGAAGAGAACCAGCCUCUGGCAGGCCUUGUACCAGGUAAGAGCUUUCAGCAGCAAAGAGAAGCUAUGAAACAAACAAUAGAGGAGGAUAAGGAGCCUGAGAAAUCAGGAAAACUCUGGUGUGCAAAAAAGAACAAGAAGAAGCGGAAGAAGCUGCUGUAUAACGCAAACAAAAACGAUGACUAUGACAUUGAGGAGAUUCUUACCUAUGAGGAGAUGGCAUUGUACCACCAGCCAGCCAAUCGCAAGCGGCCCAUUGCUCUCAUUGGUCCUCCAAACUGCGGCCAGAAUGAGCUAAGACAAAGACUCCUGUCUUGUGACCCUGAACGGUUUGGAGGUGCUGUUCCUCAUACCACACGGAACAGAAGGGAUGGAGAGGUGAAUGGUCGCGAGUACCACUUUGUGUCUCGCCAGUCUUUUGAGAUGGACGCUGUGGCAGGAAAGUUCAUUGAGUCUGGCGAGUUUGAGAAAAACCUCUAUGGUACCAGCACAGAUUCAGUGCGACAGCUCAUCAAUAGUGGCAAAAUCUGCCUGUUAUGUUUGCACACCCAGUCUCUAAAGGUAUUGCGCAGCUCCGACCUGAAGCCCUACAUUAUCUUUAUUGCACCACCCUCCCAGGAACGACUGCGUGCCCUCUUAGCUAAAGAAACCAAGAACCCAAAGCCUGAGGAGCUGAGGGACAUCAUAGAGAAAGCCAGGGAGAUGGAGCAGAACUUUGGCCACCUGUUUGAUGCAACCAUAGUAAACACUGACCAGGACAAGGCCUACCAGGAGCUGCUGCGGCUCAUCAAUAAACUGGAUACUGAGCCUCAGUGGGUUCCUUCAUCCUGGCUGCGCUGAGGUGGCUCUUUAUAGACAUACAGACACAGAAAAGAUUGUCAAGUAGGCUGUAUAUGGUUGUUGCUGUGCAGUUUAGCUGACUGCAAGAGGGUAUAAUUUGAUUGUUGGCUGUGUCAGGACACUACAUAGCUACACUUAACCAUAGUCUGAACACUCAAAUUAUUGUGAAUGCUGGACAUAAUUGUGUUUCUGUUUCUAUCCUGAGAAUAUUCCUCCUUCUUUACCCCCUUAUGAACCCAGUGUAUUUCUUCACACUAAAUAACUUACCCAGAUUCUGGAAAUAUGUAAGGAAAUCACCAGCACUUGGGUAGCAACAAUAGUUUAAGUGCUUCAAGACUGCUUUUGAUUACUAUUUAUAAGUGUAAAUAUGCAUCUUUAAACACUGCCAAGGGACGAUUUCUGAACUGCGGACGGGGAGUGUUAGAAUAUUUUUGGAGUUACUCAGCUGGAGAAAUUACCAAGAACUGCUAGAAUAAUAUCAACAUCUACAGGCAAUAACGUAAACUAUGUUAGUUCAUAGUUAAAGUAGAAUUCAUCAGGUGUCUUGCAUGUAACGAGAGCCUUUGCACUGUUUUUGCAGCAGUGUUCUACCAAGCAUUUGUUGUAUCUCGGUAUACCAUUAACAAGUUAUCCUUCUGAUCUGAUGGCCUCUUCUUUGAAUCAUUUCCCUUUAUAAAGCUUCUGAAAGGCAUUUUUUUGUUAAAUCUGCAAAAAAAAGUGUUAUUUUAUGGAGAUGUCAUUUGUGUGCCUAAAUUUGAAUUCCCUGCAGACAGGUGGUGUGAAACGCUGGAAUAGAUGACCUUUUUUGAGGAAAAUGACAUGUCUGACGAGGGUCAGUCAUAGGUGAAUCAACUUCCCUCAGUAUAGAUGAAGAAGAGAAGUUUUCAGAUCACACCAUUACGUGAUUUGUUGCUGUGUUUUGGUGGACUAGUUAUAUCACCUGAAGAAAACUAACUCAAACUUCAGUACCACAGAAAAGGAUGACACUGAAGUGGUAAAACCCCAAUGCCUCUACCAUUUCAAGUGACACAGCCUUGCAUUCCUAGGACAACCAGCACUGUGAUUGACUGACUUUACUUUGUGAUUAGGAUCAGGUUAACAAAAUGCGUUGCUGUUUUUUUUCUUUUGUGUGUUUGUGUGUAUACAAGGCUAUGCUUUCUGUCUCAGUAUUCUCAUGCACUUCCAGAACUUCCAGAAGUGUGACCAGUAUUGUAAACAGUAUUUGAUAGCAAUACAGUGAGGUUCACAUACUAAGCAUAACCAUUCUAGUCUUAGUCUUUUGUGUAAUUAAUUUUAAAAUUAUUUUUGUUCCCUUUUCUUUAAGUAAGUGGAAGUGUAGUAUAAUUCUGGAUGUCUUUGUUGCAAGCAGGGUCCUUUUGUGUUAUGAGUUGGGGGCUCAGAAAUGUGUAGUUCCUCUUAAUGUUUGGUCAACCAACCAAAAAAAAAACUCAUUCCCAAAGUUCAAGCACUGUGGAGAAAGAAACAAUGACACAAACGUGUGUGUGUGUGUGUGUGUGUGUGUGUGUGUGUGUGUGUGUGUGUGUGUGUGUGUGUGUGUGAGAGAGAGAGAGAUCUGGGCAUCUUACUGUGCAGUUCAUGAGAGCAUGUUGUGAAAAUUCUGAAAUUUGAUUUUUCGGCAGAAUAUUGAUUGUUUAUACUUGUAACAGUACAUAAGUGAAGCCUUUUUACAGGAAAUACUAUCUGAAAUUGUAGAAUGCAGAUGCGUUAUAUCCUGUGACUUUAGCACACACUGGAAACAGCUUUAUUGACUUUUUAAUUAAUCACUGUAUGUUGAAAGCGACCUGUAUAUUUUUAUGUACAAAAUCGAUCAUCCACAGCAAAUACGCAACUUAACCUAGCUUUUAUCUGGAAUAUUAGGUAUGUUUUGUACUGGUUCUGGCUGGACUGCAACCAGUCAACAUGUGAUCUAGUUACUGGAAGUGGAACUAAUGAAUGUAAAAUAAAAACCACUUUUCUGUCUCGGAACUCAUUUUUGUAUGAAUUAUACAUGUGAAUUAUUAAAUAUUAAAUAAACGAGAUUAGUAGACAUA